Molecule: messenger RNA, 1295 nt
Organism: Microstroma glucosiphilum
Lineage: Eukaryota; Fungi; Basidiomycota; Exobasidiomycetes; Microstromatales; Microstromataceae
Exons: 5
Coding region: 101-829 (242 amino acids)
Biological process (GO): coenzyme A catabolic process
Molecular function (GO): coenzyme A diphosphatase activity; acetyl-CoA hydrolase activity
Source: RefSeq, a predicted model, not a curated record
UCUUCCUUUCCUCUCCUUCUUCCUUCAGCCUGUCCGUCUACCGCUCUCUGUUCACCUUACUCUUGACAUUGUCUUACCCGCAUUCCUUUUCUGCUGUUCGAUGCCCACCUCAUCACGCUCAUCAUUGCCCGAACAGCUGGACACGCCCCUAGACUUGGCUCCCUUGACAGACGAGUCCCUGCAGGCUCUCCGCAAUCUCGCCUCGCACGUCCCCCAUUCAUCCACCGAACCAUGUCCAGAGUCCGUGCCCGCUUUCAGGAGGGCAGCCGUAUUGUUGGGAAUCUUCGGUAGCAGAAAAGGGGAGCUGUAUGUCGUUCUCUCCGAGCGGUCUUCAAAGCUCAGAUCACACGGUGGUGACACUGCUAUACCAGGAGGGAGAUUUGAAGUGACAGAUGCAGACCUCGAGGCAACAGCGCGGCGCGAGGCAUGGGAAGAGGUCGGUCUGCCAAUCAACUUCAAGAAGGUGCGCAAGUUGUGCGAACUACAGCCCUUUCUGUCGGCCAACGAACUCGUAGUAACCCCGAUCGUCGUACUGCUGCUGGACCCUAUGAUCAAGCCGCACCUGAAUCCGCAAGAAGUGUCGCGGAUAUUCUCACUCCCACUAAAAGCAUUUCUGCAGCACAGUCCAGAUGCUGAUCUACGCUUAGCCCUGAGACUGGGCGCUCCACCUAGCGAAGAGGAGGAAGCCACUUCUGCCGCGAUGCCAUGGUCUGAAGUGUCGGGCCCAUCCGACUGGCACACAUGCAGGGACGUGAGAUGGUUCGACAAGCGGUGCAGGAGACAUACAUUCUGGGAUCGACGGAACCCUGUACGAGGCUUGACAAGGUGAAUCAGUCCGAAAGAGAUUUCAUCCCACGUCAGGUAUCACGAGAUUGGCUGACAAAGUCCGCCUCGAUUCAUCUAUUUGCCUUUCCUGCAGCGACAUCCUAAUUCACUGCGCCUCCCUCGCCUACUCGCGUACGCCAAGCUUCUCCCUGGUUGCACCCGGGCAGCCGAGUAAUGCUGAGCUGAUCACGAUGGCCUUUACUGGGCCACAGGCAAUCAAGAAGCGCAGAGUGCGGCCUCGUAUGACCCUGCUGGAGCUGCAGCAGCCGCGGGACGACGAUGAGAGGAGGGGCGAGUUCGGGACCGAGGAAGCGAGCGACAAGGCGAAAUUGUAAGAGGCAAGGCAGCGAGGCGUACAAAGGCAGAAGGGGAAAGGGUCCUUGAUCGAUCGCCGGAGUAGUGAUACCCACAAUGUCUCCAUCAUGCUUUCCAUCCGAGAUGCUACUGAUCGAAGUCCUUCCCUAUGCGAG